AUGCCAUGUGCAUCAGCCCAGAUCUUAACUUGUGACAGUCCCUGGCAGUGGAUGUGCUAUAAUGGCCAGUGUAUUGCCCAGUAUGAUCUGUGUAAUGGUAUUGCACAGUGUACUGAUGGAUCCGAUGAAAUAGACUGUAAUAAAAGGAAAUGGCAGGAUAAUGGGUACAUGAAUGUGCCCGGCGAGGAACAAAUGAAAUCAGCGAUUUGGUCUGGAAUGGAUAAGGUUAGUCCAACCAGUGCUACUACUACAUCUUUAUUUUCAUCUGUGCUGUUUAAUGAAUGGCUUAUCGCUGUGGUUUCCAUCCUGUUCAUCAUACUACUGGUGGUGAUCGUCCUGCAGUGCCGACGACAACGAACUGGUCUAGCCCGUAGUAAUCGUGCAUACGGUAUAAGGAGAAGUUUAAAUAUUGGGCAAAAUGACGGCGAGGAUGAAGACUUACUGAUAGGUUCACUUUAUUCCUAA
Molecule: messenger RNA, 465 nt
Organism: Brugia pahangi
Lineage: Eukaryota; Metazoa; Nematoda; Chromadorea; Rhabditida; Onchocercidae
Source: the annotation of a GenBank genome assembly